AUGAGUAAUAUGCCAAAUAUAGAACAAGGAAGCAAAGAAAGUGAUAUUGUGGAGUCUUUGACUGUUCUCAAGGCCCGCAAUGGUCCUAUUACUGAUCUCGAUGAAAUAAUGAAUGUCAUACAAAAUAUUAUUCCUCUCUAUUUAUCUUUGAAGUUAGACACAUUAAGACUUUUGUUCUGUAUUAUAUCUAAAUCACCUCUUAUACUCGCGCAGCUAGUUACAUAUACGAAUAGCAUCGAUCAGGGGCAACAAACUAGCCAUGACAAGAAAUCGUCUAAGUUGUACAAGGAUUUUACCUUCCGAAUGUUGUUUAGUCAAUCAGACUGUCUGUAUAAUAAUCUUAUGGUGGCUAAGAAGAAUCGAGUGGAGGGUCAAUUUAUUAAGUCAUUGUUUUUCGGAAGUAGAUUGUUUAAUAUGUUAUCCACUCAUUAUAAUAUAUUGCAAUAUUUAGAGGUUAUGAAUAUUCAGUGGAAGUAUUUAUGUGGAAAUAAUAUUAAUGAAACGAUAAACGAAUCUUUAUUCCCUUAUAUUUCGGACCUAAUGUUGGCAGAGUUAUCGUUACAUCCGGUAUUUGCAACAGAUUCAUUAUUUGAUAAACUAUUUCUAGCUUAUGAUGAGUGUUAUAAAUAUUUUCUAAAAAUCUUUUUGGUUAGGUCAAAUCGAUUUAACAGUAAACGGAUGAUUAUAAAAUAUUUAAUCCCAUAUUUGGAAUCCUUAUCAAAUAAACAAAACUAUCAAACGAUAUAUCUUAUAUUAUCUAAUUUAUCAGCAUUCAAAUAUUUUGAUACAAUAUCUUUGAUUAACAUAAAAUCUGCCAGUUUACAAGAAAUAAUUGUUAGGAAUUUGCCAUCGGUGACGGGAUAUAGCAUAUUUAUGAACUUGGCGUCUAAAUUUGGUAAAAUAGACGAGCAAAUAGACAACCAAAUAGCUGUAUUGUUGGUUAUGUUAUUAACAUUUUCCAUAAAUAAUGACCAAAAAGCUACCAUAUCUCACAAUUCUGAAUUUCUAAGUAUUGUUACCACACGAUUAGGUCAUAUGAAUUAUGAAGUCAGAGAAAGAACAAUGUAUAUUGCCAAAUUAGUCUCUAAUAAUGAAUUGAAAUAUGACAGUAAUUAUCAGAUCACCAUUCCGAAUCUCCAAUUUAACAUGGAUCCAUCUCUUCCUGUAAAUCUAAAACUAUUGCGCUCUGAAGCGAAGCCAACUGAAUUAAUAACCAGAGACCUUAUUUUAGGGAUGGAUAAACUUACAGUAAAUUAUGAUUCUCUGAUUGAAAAUAGUACAGAUAGUGACGAUGAUGACGAAUUGGAAACAGAGAUUAAAGAUAUCGUAUUUUUGAAAGAUUUGAUGGAAGCAUAUAUUAAUAUUGGGAGAGGUCAAUCAGCUAACCAGAUCCCUCUUUUAAAAAGAACCACCCAAUUAGUACGUCAAAAAAGAUUUUUACCAUUAGAAGUAAAUUAUUACUCCACUCAAUUACUGUCGAGCAUUACUUCGAUUAACAAUACCCGUGAAGAAGAUAAUUUUGAACCGUGGAGGAUCAAUGCAUUAGUCUCAAUACUGGUAGUGGUUCCAGAACAAAUACAAAACUUAUUUAAGAUUUUGUUUAAUAGCGAAUUGUCUAUUCAGCAACGUAUUUCAUUACUCACUAGUAUAGCUCUGAGUGCAAGAGAAUUAAGAGGCAUAGAUGAUGACCAAGUGCAUAAACCUGAAUAUGAUUUUCCAACUGCAAGAUUACCAUGGGAUGAACUACAAACAAAAGAAAAUUUAAUCGAAGAUAUACCAAGACCGGGAAUUAUUAACCCAUCUGGACUUUCAGAAGGUGCAACAGUUUGGAAAUCUCAAAAAUUGAACCUUAAGAGUAAUAAAAAUUCAGAAACUGAGAACAGAUUCAGAAAAAUGGCUCCUCUAUUCUUCUAUCCAUUAGUUCAUGGAUGGAAAAAUGGGAUUGAUCUAGGUUCAUUCGACCAAUUAUUUAAAUCACACUACAUAUCAACAAUGAGAAUAGUUCACAAUUGUGCCUACCCAGUACACGAUUAUGAGAUGAUGACCGAAGAACUGGAGCAAAUUCUCACAGAGGCCCAAAGUCAAGGAAUUCCUAUACUUGAGGAAUGA
Messenger RNA from Maudiozyma saulgeensis, 2109 nucleotides. The record is from the annotation of a GenBank genome assembly. NCBI's taxonomy places the organism in Eukaryota, Fungi, Ascomycota, Saccharomycetes, Saccharomycetales, Saccharomycetaceae.